Molecule: messenger RNA, 348 nt
Organism: Schistosoma spindalis
Lineage: Eukaryota; Metazoa; Platyhelminthes; Trematoda; Strigeidida; Schistosomatidae
Source: the annotation of a GenBank genome assembly
AUGAUAACAACAAUGUUAAAUUUACAAGUAGAACUAUGUCGUUUGCAUACAUCAAUGUAUGCUAGUUGUGUGAGUAGUAGUGAAAGUAUGAACGGAGUUUACGGCGAUGCCAUUACUUAUGCUUCUGCUAAUAAUACUGCAGCUUAUAUAUUGGAUAAUGAAUAUAAUUAUGUUGAUGACAAUGAUAAUCAUCCUAUCAGUUUAUACUUAACAUCGGUAAGUACACUGCAUACUGAUGAUAAUAAUUUCUAUUCAUUAUCUGAUAAUGAUAGUGAUUUUUUCAGUACAUAUUUACAAAAUCGCCACCCACAAAUUCGCGUCAUAUUCAGGUUGAUAAACACAGGUUGA